CUGCGUCGUGACGUGUGCGUCAUUUCCAUGACAACCGCCGAGGCUUCGCAUUCGCGCGACAACAACGAAACAUGGACGACGAUCAGAGCGCGGAAGAGACGGCGUUCGUUGUGGAUGAAGUGAGCAGCAUCGUGAAGGAGUCUCUGGAAGCAGUGAUCGGCAGAAACCCGUACGAGCACAAGCGUGUGAACCAGUGGAUGUCCAGCGUGGUGGAGCAGAGCCUCGGGCAGCUCAGCAAACUGAGCAAACCCUUCAAAUACAUCGUCACAUGUAUUAUAAUGCAGAAAAACGGUGCAGGACUGCAGUCGGCUUCGUCAUGUUUCUGGGACAAUACUACAGAUGGCAGCUGCUCGGUCCGAUGGGAAAACAAACACCUGUACUGCAUCGUCAGUGUGUUCGGACUCGCCAUCUAGAGUCACAUCAAACACACA
Molecule: messenger RNA, 431 nt
Organism: Sinocyclocheilus rhinocerous
Lineage: Eukaryota; Metazoa; Chordata; Actinopteri; Cypriniformes; Cyprinidae
Gene: dynlt1b
Product: dynein light chain Tctex-type 1b
Exons: 5
Coding region: 72-413 (113 amino acids)
Biological process (GO): microtubule-based movement
Cellular component (GO): cytoplasmic dynein complex; cytoplasm
Molecular function (GO): dynein intermediate chain binding
Source: RefSeq, a predicted model, not a curated record